AUGGAAUGUAACGGGAUUAGAAGUGGAUGCAGAAAGAGGAAGAACAAGUGCGAUGUGGUUGUGGAAUUAAGAUAACCUGCCUUACUUGUAAUCCUUGACAAGUACUCCUUGACAAAUAAUUACUUGUAGUCCAAGCUGUACAGCACAAUGUAGAUCUUCUAAAAAGAUUAAGAUUAUUAACAUAGUUUUGAUCAACAUCAGAUUAUGAUCCUUCUUAUACAGAGGUAGUAAAAUCGUUUAAACUCCAUACAGAAGCAGAAUAGGUCAUUUGAUUUACCCACCAGUCGGACUUCUUUGCUAAAGACACCAGAGCAAGAACCUCGUUACUGUCACCGCUAUUUCACGUGUACCAUAACUGAAGAAGAAUCCGGCUGCUAGCAAGACCAGCGCGGUGCGGGUCGAGUUGUUUUGGAAGGUGUUCCACCAAGUUUUGAUCGGAGACAAGGAUUUAUUGUUGGGAAGCCAGCUUCUCAGUAGCUACUGGAAAAAAAUAUGGUACGACCAGUGCAUCUGAAAGUCAUUGUCACACAACAUGACCAUGAUAUGCAUAGAACUCAAUACGACUGUCACUCUUCUACUGAGACUGCAGACAGGAGCGACACGGUCUACUAAGCCAAGAAUUACUAUGUUCGACAAGAUCAUGUGUUGAUCAUAUAUUAUAAUAUCAUCUGCUUACCCUGUCAUGGAGGUGGAGCACCAUGCUGCUCCGAUAACAUCUGUACUAUAGGAUUGAGUUUUGGAAAUCUUUGAAUGUAGAGAUUCAACAGAGCCAGAGGUGUCUGUUGUAAGCCGUGAGGAGAACAACGAGUCAAGAUGCAAGUCAGAAGUAUUAGGUGCUUGUAUACUGAAG
Messenger RNA from Amoebophrya sp. A25, 850 nucleotides. The record is from the annotation of a GenBank genome assembly. Lineage: Eukaryota; Dinophyceae; Syndiniales; Amoebophryaceae.